AUGAGUUAUUUAGUGAUUAAGCAUAAUUAUGAGGCCGAUAAAAAGAGGAAGAAAAACGAGGUAAGGAUUCAGAGAAAAGUGGAAAAGCAAAUGUGCGACGCUGCACCCUCUUUUGCCAGAAAAAUCAGUGAACAUCAAAUAAAACAGUUUUCUGAGGACUUGAAAGCAGCAAAAACAAAGACCCGACCAAUGCUUAUUGAUUUGUUAGAAGGGAAUGAAUGCAAGCCCAUUGUCACUCAAGACAUAACACUAAGGGAAAAUCGAGACAACAUACUGAAGGAUCAUGAUUAUUGUUGUCAUUCAAACAGAAAACGUCAAAAUGAAAUUGGGGAUGCAGAUAGUGGCAUUGAUCUUCCUUGCAAAAUCAUUAAAAUGGAAAGCGUUAUUGAGCCACUCGAUACAAAUUUUGACAAUAGAUUUUGCUUGUCUCAUUGUGAAGCUGUCCAAGUUGAUGCUCCUGACAGUGAGCGAUCUGUUACUGAAGAUGAUAACCAAGAAUGUGUACAAUACCUUCCGCCCGAGAACCCGUGUAUAAACACCAGUUUCCCUUACAUUGAAAAACAUAUUAUUUCUGAGUGGAAUUUUCCCGAAUCUUAUUCUGAUGAUUAUGAUUUGAAUGAAGAAAAUUUCAGAAAGGUGUGCACUGAGGUUGUUGGAAAACUUAGUAUAACUGAGACUGAAAUAUUUGAGAUAGAAAUACAAACAAGGGGUCAGUCUGAAAAUACACAGUGGUUCAAAUACAGAUGUGCACGAGUAACAGCAUCCAAGUUCGGGGAAAUUAAGAACAGAAGAUCCACCACUGCACCUGAUCGCUUGAUACGUGAUAUUUUUCAGUACAAUCCAAAAGGUAAAACACCCCAUCAAUAUCAAGAAGGUUUAAGGCUUGAGCCCAUAAUCAAAGAGAAGUAUAUAGCCAAGGAAUCUGAAAAUGGCCACACUGGAAUAAAGGUAUCUGAAAAAGGAUUGAUCAUUGACAGAAAAAACCCUUUGCUUGCAGCUAGUAUUGAUGGUGAAGUUUAUGACCCGACAGCAAAGCACAGUCCAGUUGGAAAUCUUGAAAUGAAGUAUAAACAAUUUCCCAGCAGAUUAUGUACAGAACAGAAAAUUGAGGACAAUUUAUUACAUUUCAUUGCUAAGCAUGCAAAAGACUCAUGUCUUCGAAUAACCAGUAAUGAACUUAAGCUCAAAACUCGUCAUCAUUACUAUGCCCAAAUACAAGGAGGUAUGGGUAUUUCAGGAAGGUAA
Molecule: messenger RNA, 1245 nt
Organism: Porites lobata
Lineage: Eukaryota; Metazoa; Cnidaria; Anthozoa; Scleractinia; Poritidae
Source: the annotation of a GenBank genome assembly